Molecule: messenger RNA, 2001 nt
Organism: Saitoella complicata NRRL Y-17804
Lineage: Eukaryota; Fungi; Ascomycota; Saitoellomycetes; Saitoellales; Saitoellaceae
Product: putative urea active transporter 3
Exons: 1
Coding region: 1-2001 (666 amino acids)
Biological process (GO): spermidine transport; putrescine transport; urea transmembrane transport
Cellular component (GO): plasma membrane
Molecular function (GO): urea transmembrane transporter activity; spermidine transmembrane transporter activity; putrescine transmembrane transporter activity
Source: RefSeq, a predicted model, not a curated record
AUGGAACCACCCCUCUCCCAAGGCGUAGGCUACGCCGUCGUCCUCGGCCUCGGCGCCGCCUUCGCAGCCCUAAUGGUACUCCUAACCCGCCUCCUCACAAAACACCUCUCCGAACGCCAAGAUUCAGAAAUGUUCAUGACAGCAAACCGCUCCGUCCAAACCGGUCUCAUCGCAUCCGCCGUCGUCUCCUCCUGGACAUGGGCAGCAACCCUCCUGACAGCCACGAGUAUGGGAUACGAGUAUGGCGUAAGUGGUGGGUUUUGGUAUGGGAGUUGUGGGACGGUUGAGGUGUUGUUGUUUACGGUUGUUGCGAUUGAGAUUAAGUUGAAGGCGCCGAAUGCGCAUACGAUUGUUGAGUUGGUGAAGGUUAGGUAUGGGAAGGCUGGGCAUAUUGUGUUUUUGGUGUAUGGGCUGUUGACGAAUUUGCUCGUUACUGCCUCCUUACUCCUCGGAGGUUCAGCGGUCGUGACGAGUGUGACUGGGAUGAAUGUCAUUGCGGCCUGUUUCUUGCUCCCUGUUGGUGUGUUGAUCUACACCCUCUUCGGAGGCCUCAAGGCAACGUUCUUGUCCGACUGGAUCCAUACCGUGGUGAUCUACAUCAUCCUCCUCAUCACACUCUUCACCGUCUACACCUCCUCUCCCCUCAUCGGCUCCCCCUCAAAAAUGUACGACCUCCUCACCGCCGCUGCAACCCUCACCCCCUCCGCCGGAAAAGACGGAUCCUACAUGACAAUGGACAACUCCGCAGCCCUCGUCACAGGCUACACCAUCAUGAUCGGCGGAAUGAGCACAGUCUUCUGUGAUCCGAGUUAUGGACAGAAAUCUAUCGCUGCUGCGCCCAUGGCCGCGAUGAAUGGGUACUUUAUUGGGGGGUUGGCGUGGUGGAUCAUUCCUGUUGCGUUUGGGCUUUCGGCGGGGUUGGCGGCGAGGGCGUUGCAGUUGUCUAUUACUGCGGCUGAGGCUUCGGCUGGGUUGGUGUUGCCAUAUGCUAUGAAUGCGCUCAUGGGAAAGGGUGGGUCGGCGGCUGUUUUGUUGCUGGUUUUCUUGGCUGUUACUUCCUCGAGUUCUGCCGAGUUAAUUUCUGUGUCCUCGGUGUUGACCUAUGAUGUUUACCGCGCCUACAUCAACCCCAAGGCAACCUCUGCCCAGCUCGUCAGGUUCUCGCAUGCGUGUGUCAUCGGCUUCGGAAUCUUCAUGGGUGCGAUCGCCACGAUUUUGAACUAUCUGGGAGUGUCAAUCGGGUGGAUGUUGACCUUCGUCGGGAUCGUCGUCGCGCCUGGUGUCGUGAGUAUCACCAACACCCUCCUCUGGAAAGAUCAAUCCAAACUCGCCAUGUGCGUUGCCGGACCCCUAGGAACCGUAACCGGUUUGGCCUCCUGGCUAGGCUCCGCCCACCACUUCGUGGGAGAGUUGAACGUGUCCAGUCUAGGGAAUGGCUACGCCUGUCUCAUCGGAAACCUGGUCGCGUUGGUCAGUAGUGUCGUCUACGCUUUCGCAUUUUCCCUGGUCCAGCCCCAGGACUUUGAUUUCACGAGGUUCAAGACGGAGAUUACGAUUGUGGAGGAUGAGAGUACGCAUCUCGCGCCUGAGAUUCGCGAGAAGAGGAUCGAGGAGGCUGAAAUCCGCGCACACGAGGAGAAUGUCUCGUUGCGCCGUGCCUCGAAGAUCUCCAAGGUCCUCGGGAUUUCGAUGACCCUUAUCUUGGUCGUGUUGUGGCCCAUGCCGAUGUUGGGCGCUCAUUACGUUUUCUCGAAGAGUUUCUUUACGGGGUGGGUUGUUGUCAUGUUUAUUUGGACCUUCCUUGCUGCGGGGGUGAUUACCUUCUUGCCCGUUUGGGAGGGAAGGCAUAGUAUUAUGACUAUUGCUCGUGGAGUGUUGGGUAAGGGGAGGAAGAGGAGUGACGAACCGGCAAUUGUGAUGGAGGGGUUGGAGGUGCAAGGGGAGGAGGAGGUUAUGGAUAAGAAGCUUGCAAGGGAGCGGGAGAUGGAGAUCGGGAUUUGA